GCUCUGGAAGCUUGGGUGUUGAUAGGCCGUAUUGACAGUUGUGCAAGCCAGACCUGCAUUAAAACUUGGAGAAGAGUUUGUUAAAUUUCAUAUUAUACUUCAAAUCUUUAAAACUACACUUUUCUGAGGAUUGGUGAAAAAGACAUGUCGUACACAAAUAAUCAUCACAUUGAGGCCAACGCCGUGCAACGGGUGGCUAGUCUGCCGCUCUUCGACUCUGCCCUGAAAUCUGUUGUUUCAGUUUACACGGACGUAAAGGGCCGUUACCCGCUCCUGAGUGUGGUGGGGGGCGUGGCUGAGAUUGGGGUGCGUAAUGUGUCCCAGGCUGCCAUUCUCCGUGCCACCCCCCUCCUACUUAGUCUGGAGCCCCAGAUUGAGGUUGUCAAUAACUAUGCUUGUAUGGGCUUGGACCAGCUGGAAAAUAACUUUCCCGUCCUGCACCAGUCUACAGAGGAGGUAUUGGGUCACCUGAAGGAUGCCUUCUUUCUGACCCUGGAUGACGUGCAACUGCGUGUGAAUGAUGAGCUGGACGGGAUGCAGGGGCGCUGGGACAAGCUGACCGAUGCCACCUGGUACUACCUCCUGGCUCUGCAGGAGUCACAGCUGGGUCAGAUGGCCACCUCGGGCCUGGACGACAUCCUCACACGCUCAGAGGAGGCCAUGGCCAAGUACAUGCCCCUGACGGCUACAUUGCGCCUAGAGUGGGAGAGGAGGACACAGCAGUAUGAGGAUGAAGAUGGGGAGGAUGAGCCUGGGUUGUGGACGCGGUUCCGAGGCCUCCUGCUCUGUCUGAGCCUGCAGCUGUACCGCCGCCUGCUGAAGCUCAGAAACAGGCUGGAGCGGGCCAUGGGGAUGCUACAGGAUGCUACCGACAGGAUGGGCCUGAGCAGGCUGCUGGAGGUGGUGAGCUCUGUGCUCCAGAUGCUGAAGCUGUUCUACGUGUCCCAGGUGUUGCGUCUGGAGGCCACGAGGAGGCUGGCCUUGGACCAGCUGAAGGCCCAGGUCCGGGUCCUGGCUGAACUGGGACCCAUCAAUCAGCUGCUGGGACUGCCUGCUCAGGUGCAGCUUGUGGUGGCCGACCUACAGGAGCUGGGCAAGAUCCUACUGCAGCUGCUGGUCAAAUGCACCCCUCUCUACAACAUGCUCCAGCAGCCUAGUGAUCAGGAUGUGGAGGACUUCCUCAACCAGCAGGAAUCCUUGUCCUCUGACACCACUCGCAGCAAUUCUGCCAGUAGCCUCUUUCUCAAGGCCAUGGACGGCCGCCCACACAAUCGCAAGAGCUCGUAUGCCCGCUCCCAAACGGGCUCAACCAGUGCCCCCAGUCCAACCUCAGCCAAAUCGCCCAAUGGCAGCCAGAAGCAGGAUGACCAGACUCUCUCUCUGGAGCUCAAGAACCUGGAUCUCCCUUCCACCAUCUCUGUGUGUCGUCGCUCUUCAGUCCGCAGGUGCUCAUCCAGUAGCAUCAAUCCCCCAGACUCCAGCCCAGUCCCCGGCCCAGCCCCGGCCAACCAAGCAAACGACGAUGACCAGCCUCUUUCUCGCCAGGGCAGCCAGAAGCCUGACAACCAGUCUCCCCCUUGCUGGGGCAGCCAGAAGCAGGAAGACCAGCCUCUCUUUGUGGAGCUGGACAGCACUGUGUGCCACCGCUCCUCAGCCAUCGAAUUCCUCUAUGCCCCCAUCAUUCAGUACCUGAGCCCUGAGCAACUGUCAGAUGAGACUGUUAUACCUGAGGUGGAGACCACCAAUUUCCAUCCAGACACAAGAGACGAGAGCCUACCCAGACACCAGAGCCUGUCUGCCCGCUCCCAAAGAAGCUCAUCAAGUGUUGGCAACCCGGAUGACCAGUCUCUCUCUCGCCGGGGCAGCCAGAAGCAAGACGACCAACCUCUCUCACUGGAGCUGGACCCCCUGGAGCUCCCUUCUACAAGCACCGUGCCUCGCCCCUCCUCGGCUGCCGAGGUCCUACUAGGUUCCAUCCUCCAGUACCUGAGCUCUGAGCCACCCUCGGACGAGUCCAUUAUACCCGAGGUGGAGACCACCGAGAACCACACAGAAACCAGAGACGAGAGCCCACCCAGACACAAGAGCCUAUCUGCCCACUCCCGCAAAAGCUCAUCAAGUGCUGGCAACUUGGACAACCAACCUCUCUCUCGCCAGGGCAACCAAAAGCCAGAUAACCAGCCUCUCUCUCUGGAGCUGGACCCCCUAGAGCUUCCUUCUACCAGCACCGUGCGUCGUCCCUCCUCGGCUGCCGAGGUCCUCCUAGGAUCCGUCCUCCAUUACAUUAGCUCUGAGCCAUCCUCAGACGAGCCUGUUGUACCCGAGGUGGAGACCACCGAGAACCACAUUAAAGCCAGAGGCGAGAGCCUACCCAGACGCAAGAGCCUGUCUUCCAGCUCCCACUGGAGCUUGUCCAGUGCCGUUGCACCCAUGCUGGAGAAAGCUGAGGACCUGAGCCCUGAGCAAGGCUCAGAUGAGGCCAUUAUACUUGAGGUGGAGGGCAUUGAGUACUACUCAGACACAAGAGACAUGAACCCACCCAGACGCAAGAGCCUGUCUACCCGGUCCCGUCGGAGCUCGUCCAGUGCUGUUGCACCCGAGGUGGAGACAUCUGAGGGCCUGAGACCUGAGGAAGUCUCAGAUGAGGUCAUUACACUUGAGGUGGAGAGUACUGAGUACUACUCAGAUGCAAGAGACGUGAGCCCAUCCAGAAGCAAGAGCCUGUCUGCUGGCUCCAACAGAAGCUCAUCAAGUGCUGGCAACCCGGAUGACCAGUCUCUCUCUCGCCGGGGAAGCCAGAAGCCAUUCAACCAACCUCUCUCUCUGGAGCUGGACCCCCUAGAGCUUCCUUCAACCAGCACCGUUCAUCGCCCCUCCUCGGCUGCCGAGGUCCUACUAGGUUCCAUCCUCCAGUACCUGAGCCCUGAGCAACUGUCAGAUGAGACUGUUAUACCUGAGGUGGAGACCACCAAUUUCCAUCCAGACACAAGAGACGUGAGCCCAUCCAGAAGCAAGAGCCUGUCUGCUGGCUCCAACAGAUGCUCAUCAAGUGCUGGCAACCCGGAUAACCAGUCUCUCUCUCGCCGGGGCAGCCAGAAGCAAGACGACCAACCUCUCUCUCUGGAGCUGGACCCCCUGGAGCUCCCUUCUACAAGCACCGUGCGUCGCCCCUCCUCGGCUGCCGAGGUCCUCCUAGGUUCCAUCCUCCAGUACCUGAGCUCUGAGCCACCCUCAGACAAGUCCAUUAUACCCGAGGUGGAGACCACUGAGAACCACACAGAAAUCAGAGACGAGAGCCCACCCAGACACAAAAGCUCAUCAAGUGCUGGAAACUCGGACAACCAACCUCUCUCUCGCUGGGGCAACCAAAAGCCAGAUAACCAACCUCUCUCUCGCAGGGGCAACCAGAUGUCAGAUGACCAGUCUCUCUCUCUUGAGCUGGAACCCCUAGAGCUUCCUUCUACCAGCACCGUGCGUCGCUCCUCCUCGACUGCCGAGGUCCUCCUAGGUUCCGUCCUCCAGUACAUCAACUCUGAGCCAUCCUCAGACGAGCCCUUUGUAGCCAAGGUGGAGACCACAGAGAACCACAUAAAAGCCAGAGUCGAUAGCCUACCCAGACGCAAGAGCCUGUCUUCCAGCUCCCACUUGAGCUUGUCCAGUGCCGUUGCACCCGUGGUGGAGAUCACUGAGGACCUGAGCCCUGAGCAAGGCUCAGGUAAGGCCGUUGCACUUGAGGUUGAGAGCAUUGAGUACUACUCAGACACAAGAGACAUGAGCCCACCCAGAUGCAAGAGCCUGUCUGCCCGGUCCCGUCGGAGCUCGUCCAGUGUUGUUGCAACCGAGGUGGAAACCACUGAGGGCCUGAGACCUGAGCAAGUCUCAGAUGAGGUCAUUGCUUUCGAGGUGGAGAGCACUGAGUACUACUCAGACGCAAGAGGCGAGAGCCCAUCCAGACGGAAGAGCCUGUCUGCCCACUCCCGCAGAAGCUCAUCAAAUGCUGGCAACCCGGAUGACCAGCCUCUCUCUAACCGGGGCAGCCAGAAGCCAGAUGACCAGUCUCUCUCUCGCUGGGGUAGCCAGAAGCCAGACGACCAGCCUCUCUCUCUGGAGCUGGACCCCCUAGAGCUUCCUUCUACCAGCACCGUGCGUCGCCCCUCCUCAGCUGCUGAGGUCCUCCUAGGUUCCAUCCUCCAGUACUUUAGCUCUGAGCCACCCUUAGAGGAGCCUGUUGUACCCGAGGUGGACAACACUGAGAACACAGAAGUCAGAGACGAGAGCCCACCCAGAUGCAAGAGCCUGUCUGUCCGCUCUCGCAGAAGCUCAUCAAGUGCUGGCAACCCAUCAAAUGUCUGCCAGGGCAGCCAGAUGAGGAAUGAACAGCCUCUCUCUGUGGAGUUUGACAUCCUGGACAUCUCUUCUACCAGUGCUUUGCGCCGCCGAUCUUUGGCUGCCGAGGUCCUCCUUGGCCCCAUCCUCCAGUACCUGAGCUCUGAGCCACCCUUAGGCGAGACCAUUAUACCCAAGGUGGAGACCACCGAGAACCAAACAGAAGCCAGAGACGAGAGCCCACCAAGACACAAGAGCCUGUUUGCUCGCUCCCGCUGGAGCUCGUACAUUGCCUCUGCACCCGAGGUGGAGACCACUGAGGACCAGAGUCCUGAGAAAGUCUCAGAUGAGGCCGUUGCACUCGAGGGGGAGAGCACUGAGUACUACUCAGAUGCAAGAGACGUGAGCCCAUCCAGAAGCAGCAGCCUGUCUGCUGGCUCCCACAGAAGCUCAUCAAGUGCUGGUAAUCUGGAUGUCCAGCCCCUCUCUUGCCGGGGCAGCCAGAUGCCAGACGACCAACCUCUCUCUCGCCGGGGCAGCCAGAAGCCAGAUGACCAGCCUCUCUCUCGCUGGGGCAGCCAGAAGCCAGACGACCAGCCUCUCUCUCUGGAGCUGGAACCCCUAGAGCUUCCUUCUACCAGCACCGUGCGUCGCCCCUCCUCGGCUGCUGAGGUCCUCCUAGGUUCCAUCCUCCAGUACAUUAGCUCUGAGCCACCCUUAGAAGAGCCUGUUGUACCCGAGGUGGACAACACCGAGAACACAGAAGUCAGAGACGAGAGCCCACCCAGAUGCAAGAGCCUGUCUGUCCGCUCUCGCAGAAGCUCAUCAAGUGCUGGCAACCCAUCAAAUGUCUGCCAGGGCAGCCAGAUGAGGAAUGACCAGCCUCUCUCUGUGGAGUUCGACAUCCUGGACAUCUCUUCUACCAGUGCUUUGCGUUGCCGAUCCUUGGCUGCCGAGGUCCUCCUUGGCCCCAUCCUCCAGUACCUGAGCUCUGAACCAUCCUCAGACGAGACCGUAAUACCCGAGGUGGAGACCACAGAGAAGAAUGCACAGUUAAGAGAUGAGAGCCCACCCAGACACCAGAGCUUGUCUCCACGCUCCCGCAGGAGCUCGUCCAGUGCUGUUGUGCCUGAGGUGGAGACCACUGAGUAUUGCUUUGACGAAGGAGACGGCAGUCCACUCAGACGCAAAAGCCUGUCAAUCCGCUCCCGCAGGAGCUCAUCCAGUGGAGGCAACGCCCCAUCCCAGCGGCUAACCCCGGACAACACACACAAUGGCCUCCAGGGCAGCCAGAUGCAGGACAACCUGGAUGAGUUGGACACCAGCGCUGUGCGUCGCCGCUCCUGGGCUGUCGAGGUCCUCCUAGACCCCAUUCUGCAGUACCUGAACCCUGGGCACUCAGAAAAGGCUGAUAUAGAAGAGGCCGAAAUACCCGCGGUGGAGGCCACAGAGCACUAAGAAGUCACCAGUGUCCUAGAAAUGGCCCCCUUUGAAGGCCCAGGUGUAAGACUUAUUAGUUGAUUUUAGUUUGUGGGUACACAUAGGAGGACCAUAGUUCAGCAGACAUAAUCUGUGAUUAAUCCAUUGUAAUACAAAAUGUGUCAAUGUUUGUGACUGAAAGAUUCAGGCGCUCUACUUCAUGUACAGACGCCAACCCAAAUUUGUUUUGGUUUCCUAACUGAGCAUCAUGCGACAUUAUACACCUUGUAUACCAUUAUAUAUUAGACCUAACUAUUCUUAUAUGACGUGCUAAGCUGAUGUCGCAUUCUGUUUUCUCUUUCCCAAAGUAGGCGUGAGAACCAAGCUUGUCAUGAUUAAAGGUAAAGUCUUGAUUGAUUGGCCUAAAUAUGGAUGAUGGAAGGAAAUUGAAUGUGUUGAGGAAUGAGCAUCGAAUAGACAGUAGAAAAUGUCUGUCUUUGUCAUAACAUGUAACAUGUAAUACAUGAUAUGUUUAGAUUGUCCUACAGAAUACAUGAACAUAACAUUGGUUGUAUUCAAGAAAUAAAUAACAUUUGUAUUGCUGAUGUGAAAUGUAUUGAGGUUAUGAAGAGUGAAAUAAAGUGCCAUUUCCCCAUCUACAGUACAGUACUCAGCUCAUACAUGUACUUUCCAAGAUUAACCCAUUCCGGUUUCAUGCAUUGUAUAAACGUUAAAAUUACCACAUAUAACUUUUCUCCAAGAUGUAUUACACAGAAAUGAAAUAGUUUUAUCCACAU
Oncorhynchus masou masou (cherry salmon) is the source of this 6542-nucleotide messenger RNA. RefSeq lists its product as uncharacterized. Gene Ontology annotation, biological process: positive regulation of triglyceride storage; lipid storage. Gene Ontology annotation, cellular component: cytosol; lipid droplet. NCBI's taxonomy places the organism in Eukaryota, Metazoa, Chordata, Actinopteri, Salmoniformes, Salmonidae. The record is from RefSeq and is a predicted model, not a curated record. The transcript is spliced from 8 exons. The coding region runs from base 145 to 5784 and encodes 1879 amino acids.